Torulaspora globosa is the source of this 714-nucleotide messenger RNA. RefSeq lists its product as uncharacterized. The record is from RefSeq and is a predicted model, not a curated record. Gene Ontology annotation, molecular function: sulfate transmembrane transporter activity; thiosulfate transmembrane transporter activity; malate transmembrane transporter activity. The coding region runs from base 1 to 714 and encodes 237 amino acids. Gene Ontology annotation, biological process: succinate transmembrane transport; malate transmembrane transport; oxaloacetate transport. NCBI's taxonomy places the organism in Eukaryota, Fungi, Ascomycota, Saccharomycetes, Saccharomycetales, Saccharomycetaceae. The transcript has a single exon.
AUGUCCGGCAAAGUGGCGAUGACAGACACCCCAAUCAAGUACCCCUGGUGGUAUGGCGGUGCGGGUGGCAUUUUUGCUUGUAUCGUCACCCAUCCACUUGAUCUAGCCAAGGUUCGCCUUCAGACCGCCUCUCCGCCAAAGCCAACGCUUCUGAACAUGAUUCGAAGAAUCUUACAACAGGAGGGACCUCGUGGACUUUAUGCCGGGUUGAGCGCCUCUGUUCUUCGGCAGUGCACCUAUACCACCGCGAGAUUCGGGUGCUACGACAUCAUUAAGGAAAAUUUAAUCCCCCAGAGCGAGAUCAAUAAUAGUUUGUAUCUUUUACCAUGUUCAAUGUUGAGUGGAGCAAUCGGUGGUUUUGUAGGAAAUCCAGCAGAUGUCGUCAACAUCAGGAUGCAAAAUGACUCAGCACACGAUCCACAUCUAAGAAGAGGUUACCGAAAUGCAUUUGAUGGGUUAAACAGUAUUGUUAGGGAAGAAGGCUUUUAUAAGCUUUUUACGGGACUGGCGCCAAACUUAAUAAGAGGUGUCUUGAUGACGGCCAGCCAAGUAGUCUCUUAUGAUGUAUUUAAGCAUCGUUGGGAUUUAUUAUGUUUGGAAAGAUAUGUCUUUAAUACUACUUUUUGCGCGUUGUGUAGUACUUCGUUUAUCACCAGGUUUCUUAGUAUAUUAUUGUACUUCUCGCUCUUUUUAGCUAUGUUUCAACUUUAUUAG